CCGUCUCCCUUCAUUCCUGCGGCCGAGUGGGAAACCCUAGACCAGACUUGGGUCGUCUUUGCCGCUACUUUGGAUCAUGUGGCGCCAGAGCAUGGAAGCACAGGAUAGGGAGUAUUUUAUGCAUCGCAUCGAAGAGAUGGAGGAGGAUCUGGAGUACGGUACGUUUACCAAGGAGAUGCCGGCGCCAAUGAUUGUCAAGUACCAUGAUCUCUUGGAAAAGUUAUGGGGAUGGGACAAACUGCUGCCAAAGGGGGAUUCCGUGUCGUGGUCUGACUAUAGCGCCUAUCUUAACGAGUAUCACUCUCGGAAUUUUGAUGCAGUUGGCAGCAGCAUAGCUGAUCUCGCUCAGACCUGUCUCAACAGUGAGGACGAGCUUGUGUCUGAGUGGAAGAUCCAGAUGAAAUCUGAAACCUUGCCGAUCAGGAAAUCGAUCGUCCUAAGUUGCCUCAUCGACCAGCGUGUACGUUCAUUCAUCCGCAAAGGCUGCAGCUCUUCUCAUGUUUCGGGUGCCGCUUUGUUGUGUAUUGCGAAGGAGGCUGACCUGACGUGUCAGUUGUUGAGGCGUGGAGCUGAUCCAGUCGAUGAUUACUUGGUCAACCAGGGCAGAGAGAUACGCAUGUGUGCCUUGAGCCUUAUGAACUGCACUUCCGACAGCUCUGUUGCUGCCUCCGGCGCCUUGUUGGAGGCCCAAAUGAUGUGUGCGUGGAUGAGUCAAAAUAACAAGCCUCUUGAUUUCGAAGAUGAUCCCAUACCUGAUGAGAUUAUUGACAGCCGCAUAGUCCGGUACCGAACCUUUAAUGUUAUGAUCAACUUACUAGAAGAGUCUUCUGCUGCUGCUGCUGGGUACAAGUUUGAUAAGGGAGAACCUUCUUCCAGUAGAAAUGGUGAUGGUGGUGAUGGGGAUGGCGUUACUGCUGCCGAUGGAGCAGCAAACGCCACAGUGGGUGGCAUUUCAGAUGUAUUAAAUUCUCAUUAUAAAAAAAAUACUGAAGGUGGUGAAAAGACUAAGAAGAUGAGGAUGGAAAAAGAAGAUCUUUUCGAGAAACUAUGGGGGUGGGAAAGGCUGCUACCACUGUCCAAUUCUGUUAAGUGGGCCGACUAUCGCAGCUAUCUUGAGGAGUUUUACAAAGGCAAUGCUUCUGAGUUUGUUGCUGGUGCUCUUGCCAACCAGAAUCCCGAGGAUUCACAAAUCGCCAAUAAUUCUUACAUGGGUGCUGCUCUUGCCAAAUCUUGUCACAAGAUGGAGGAGGAACUCCUGUCCGUGUGGAAGACUAGAGUGAAACGUAGCAUGAAUGACACCUUACCAGUCAGUACUAUCAUUCAGAGUAGCCUUAUUAAGGAGCUACUUUCAUUCAGCGCUACAGGGAGUGAAUUGUUGGCUCCUUCUGACGUUGCUUUUGUGGUGCACAAACUGGUGCAAAUUUUGAUAACCAGUGCACGUUUCAGGUUUACAGUCUUGCACUCUACACUUCCGUUUUAUAGUAGCUGUAUCAUUGCGUAUCUUGAUGGCUAAUUUGUGUUGAGUUCUUUUGCAAGUUACUAGCAACAUAUUCAGAAAUACAUCAUUAACCGGUGUUCUUGAUGUGCUGCUUUUUAAACAAGGGUUACCCUUGAAGGCUUGACUUUGGUUCUAUCUAAUGUAGCACACAUAUGUAAGACUGGUGUGGUGUAGGAGUAAUUGCACAAUGUUUAAGUAUGUCCUUAUGAACCAAGUCUCACAUGCUUACUGUUUCUGCGUGGAUAGCUUGAACUAGUUCUAUCCAACUCAGCUCAUACAUACGCCUUCAGUAAAGCAGUAGUUCUUUCAGUAGAAUAUUGGGUAUUUCGUUUAAUUAUUUCUAUGGUAUCUAGAUGAUGGAAAACAUUGGUUUCAAGUGUAUAACCAAGGAGGCUGACCUGAUGUGUGAGCUGCUGAAGCAUGGCGCUAGGCCUUUUGAUGACAUCGUCAAGCAGAGCAGCAUGAUCCGCAUGUGCCUUGGGCCUUGCGAACCUCAAAGGACACCAAUCUAUUGCUGCCGCAGCUGCAAUGGUGGUACGUG
Molecule: messenger RNA, 2039 nt
Organism: Lolium perenne
Lineage: Eukaryota; Viridiplantae; Streptophyta; Magnoliopsida; Poales; Poaceae
Source: RefSeq, a predicted model, not a curated record